AUUAAAAGACGAAUUUUAUUCGAAUUAUACCCGUACCGAAUUUUUGCCGAAUCCGAAUUAACUAACUAUGGUUGGGAUCGACCCACAAGAUCUCCAGAUGUGGUCAUAGAUUCUGAAGAACAGCAACAACAUGCUGAGAAAACAUUUGCCAAAUCCCAAGAAUCCCCUUCUCCUCCUCCCAGGAACCCCCCGACCCCCCCGAAACCCUAAUACCCCGUUCCCAUCUCCCACCAAACCCUUCGCCUCCCUCUCCGACUCCCCCGAUCCCCCGCUCCUCCAAUCGCGCCUCGCCAGGUUCUGCGACCUCAUCAAGCGCCGCCGCUUCGCCGCGGCCAAAUCCCUCCUCAAAACCCUCGCCGAAUCCGAAGCCCUAGCCCACCCGUUCCCCCUCGUCGCCCCCUUGAUCCAGCGCUCCUGCGAGGGCGCCGGGGUCGCUCCCGCGGUGGCCUUCGACAUGGCGUUCCGGGUCUACGCCGACGCGGGCGCGGUGGAGCGGGCCCUCGAGGUGUUCGACGAAAUGCGCGAGAGGUUCGGGCGCGUCGAGGGCCGGUCGUGUAGCGUGUACCUCACGGCCUUGCGACGCGCCGGUCGGAUGGACUCGGCGGUGGGUUUCAUACGUAGGAUGGUCGAAUUGGACGGCGUCGUCGACGUCACGCCGUACUCGAUCGCUGUCGUGAUCGACGGCUUGUGCAAAAAUGGGGAGCCGGGGAUCGCCCGAGAGGUGCUCGACGAAAUGCGCCGGAGAGGGAAGGAGCCCAAUGUCUUGUCGUAUAACUCGUUGCUCGAAGCUUAUGCGAAGAGCCGGAACUUUGAGAUGGUGGUUGAGGUAUUGCGUCUGCUCGAUAAGAGUGGCUUGGCUCCGAAUGUCGGGACUUACACGAUUCUUAUCAAUGCGUAUUCGUCCUCCGGAGAGAUCAACAAAGCCGAGGAGAUCUUUGAGGAGAUGAACAGGAAGAGAUUGAGCGGGGAUGUGUAUUUGUACACUGCGAUAAUCAAUGCAAAUUGCCGGGCCGGAAAUGUGAGGAGGGCGUCUGCGCUUUUCGACGAGUGUGUUGAGAGAGGCAUCGAGCCAAAUGAUAGAACUUACGGGGCUCUGAUCAACGGGUUUUGCAAGAUGGGGCAGAUGGAGGCCGCGGAGAUGUUGACGAGUGAGAUGCAAGCGAAAGGAAUAAAUUUUAAUCAGAUUAUACUGAACACGAUGAUCGACGGUUACUGCAGGAAAGGGAUGGUUGAUAAAGCUCUCGAAUUGAAGGCCAUCAUGGAGAAGACCGGAAUCGAGCUCGACGUCUACACCUACAACACACUGGCGUGCGGGCUUUGCAAGGCUAAUAGAAUCGACGAAGCCAAGAAGCUUUUACAUGUUAUGAUCGAAAGAGGGGUUUCUCCGAAUUAUGUUAGCUACACGACAUUGAUUGGGAUUCAUUGCAAGGAAGGAGACAUGGUGGAGGCGAGGAGAGCGUUUAGAGAAAUGGCGAAUGAAGGACAUAAGCCUAGCGUCGUUACGUACAAUGUGAUGAUUGAUGCGUAUAGCAAGAAGGGGAGCAUUCGGGAGGCCGAGAGGCUUAAGAAAGAGAUGGAUAAGAAAGGGCUAGUGGCGGAUAUUUACACUUAUACUUCGCUGGUGCACGGGCACUGUAUUAAUGGAAAGGUUGAUGUUGCGGUUAAGUUGUUUGAGGAAAUGAAGCAAGGGGGCAUCGCAGCGAACGUUGUUACUUACACAGCAUUGAUCUCUGGGCUGUCGAAAGAAGGGAGGUCGGACGAGGCGUUUGCGUUGUAUGAUGAGAUGUUGGCGGCAGAGUUAACGCCAGAUGAUUCUGUUUAUUCUGCUCUUGUAGGAAGCCUUCAUAGCGCGAAAGGGAGUGAGGCUUUUACAUUGAGAAGAGCAACUUUGUGACGUAUGCCGGGAAACUAUUGUAAUCAGUGGAGACUGAAAGGGCCGACGGAUUUGCUCUUUUGAACUAACAUACAUUUGAAUGAGUUAAAUUUGCUGCCGGUCUCUUGAUGGCAUGAGGAAACUUGGCUGAUCAGAAUGAAACUGGUUGUCUCACAAUGAGGCUUAAUAUCACUUGGAGAGUUGAGAUAUCUAGCAUUGCUUCGAGCAACUUCAUUCGGACCAAAAGGUUGAAGCAAAUAUUAUGACUUGUGCGGACAAAAGUUGCUGUCACAUCCACUAUGGUAGAGGAAGAGACUGCUAGCUGCACAGGAGACUAUCACAUGCAUGGAGUUGAAGUGGAGCAUAAAUGCUAAAUUUUGUAAUGGAAAGGUUUACAAGCUUCAAAAGGUCACUUUACAUUUGAGAAAUUUUGUGUUUGUACAGUACUUGUACCUUGUUCUGGCACAUUAUAUUCAGCUACAAUCCAUGAGCUUUUGAAAA
This is a messenger RNA of Ananas comosus (pineapple), 2374 nucleotides long. RefSeq names its product pentatricopeptide repeat-containing protein At2g32630-like. Lineage: Eukaryota; Viridiplantae; Streptophyta; Magnoliopsida; Poales; Bromeliaceae. The transcript is spliced from 2 exons. Bases 131 to 1894 code for a protein of 587 amino acids. The record is from RefSeq and is a predicted model, not a curated record. Gene Ontology annotation, molecular function: protein binding.